AUGAAUAUUGAAAGUCAGUUUUCAUAUACUUUGGCAAUUUUUAGACACAAAGGCCUACAAUUGACCAAUGGGAUAUAUGAUCUAGAAACCUUAGCAGGAGCUACCAAUGUCCAAUCAAGAAAAUAUUAUGGAAAUGACUCUCCUGAACUCACUGACAAAGGAUAUAGUUUGCAAGAACAGAGAUAA
Molecule: messenger RNA, 186 nt
Organism: Saccharomycopsis crataegensis
Lineage: Eukaryota; Fungi; Ascomycota; Saccharomycetes; Ascoideales; Saccharomycopsidaceae
Exons: 2
Coding region: 1-186 (61 amino acids)
Source: RefSeq, a predicted model, not a curated record